AUGGUUUGGAACAGGGUCGAGGUUCUGGUGGUCCUCAUCUGGACUCUACUGCUGCUGGUUUCAGGCCAGGAGGGUUGGGAGAUCAUCACGGAGGACCAACCUGAGUUUUACGAUGAUAGACUGGGUUUAACUGGAGGUGACACUGGUGAACCUGAUGACCUCGGUGAUUAUGAUGAUUAUGACGAUAUAAUUUCUGAAGUUAAAAUCCCUGAAUUUGAAGAGACUGCCACAGGCGUCUCUUUGGACUUCGAUCCUUCAGCUGAAGAUGAUUCUGACGACUUUUUGAUCCCUCCAAGGGCCUUCAGUCAGGACCCCGAGGUCACUGUCAACUGCACCGACGAUGGCUUUGAAAUCACUUUACCAGACGGGUCAGACUGGAAACCUGACAAAGAAGCUCAAUUACAGUGUGAUAUGAAACUUCAUAAUGAGCAAAUUUUCAUACCCUUCACUGGAUGUAAUGUGACAAAGCAAAGUGAUGGUGACACUGACAACUACACCUUGGAGUUUUGGUAUCCUGGUGAGAAAGGCGAGCAUCAAAUUCUUACCGUAUUAUGUGAAGAAAUUAUCGACGUGGAGGGUGGUCGUGGAAUAGACCCUCGCUCAGGUGGAAAAUCUGUGCUCGAUUCAAAGGGCCUUAAACCAACCCCUGUAAUAGAACCCAUCAGGCGGCUGACCUGUGGCAACUGGAACAUAUCACCUUCAGAAUGUCGGAAGAGGGGAUGCUGCGUAUGUUCGUCUACAUCCUCCUGUUUUUAUCCCGUGGAUGGGUGUACUCCAGAUAAACAAUUCAUCUUCCGUAUUUCCUGUGACUCUGCAUCCAUCCCUGUCGACCCCAGAAAACUGAUCAUUCCUGGAACCAACUGUAAACCAGUCAUUGUUACUGACAAGGUCGCCCUUUUCAAGUUCAAAGUGACAGAAUGUGGAGUCCAUGUUUAUACUGUUGAUGAGACACAGAUCUACUUGGCUGAAGUGCAAACUCUUGUUCAAGCCUGGAACCUAAAGUACGGCGUGAUUUCAAGAACUGAUCCAUUAAGGUUCUUGAUUGAAUGCCGCUACAGUAAAUCUCAAGACCAGUCUCUGGUCAGUGUUUCCUACAUGGUGAAGACAUCGCCCAUUGAUCUGCCGACGACUAUCUUCGCCAAAGGCCUACAUGGAGUUGUGUUGAGGAUGGCCAAAGAUGAGACGUAUUCGUCUUACUACCCCACCUACCAUCAGCCUCUGCAACACCUCCUUGGUAAACCAGUCUAUCUAGAGCUACGUUUGCAGUCUCCAAAACCAUAUGCAGUACUCCUCAUCAACUACUGCAUCGCUUACCCUCGCUCUGCAAGAAAUGCUUUGGUGCUCAUUUAUGAAGGGUGUACCAACCCCCAUGACCCAGAUGUCUCCAUCCUUCCAGUAAAUGACUCUCCCAACAAUCAGUACAUCAGGCGGUUUAAGGUCAAGACUUUCCAGUUUAUGGAUACAAAAACAAACAAGUACCUUAAUGAAGAAAUCUACUUCAUGUGCUCUUCAGAGGUUUGCUGGUCUUCAGAAAAGACAUGCCAACAGCAUUGCUUUGAUGGAAAGUCACCACAGUCGCGAGGACUUCCACCUAAAGACACAUUGAAAAACUAA
Sphaeramia orbicularis (orbiculate cardinalfish) is the source of this 1614-nucleotide messenger RNA. Its product is annotated as zona pellucida sperm-binding protein 4-like. The transcript is spliced from 12 exons. Gene Ontology annotation, biological process: prevention of polyspermy; binding of sperm to zona pellucida. Gene Ontology annotation, molecular function: acrosin binding; structural constituent of egg coat. The record is from RefSeq and is a predicted model, not a curated record. Gene Ontology annotation, cellular component: egg coat. Bases 1 to 1614 code for a protein of 537 amino acids. NCBI's taxonomy places the organism in Eukaryota, Metazoa, Chordata, Actinopteri, Kurtiformes, Apogonidae.